Messenger RNA from Staurois parvus, 325 nucleotides. The record is from the annotation of a GenBank genome assembly. Lineage: Eukaryota; Metazoa; Chordata; Amphibia; Anura; Ranidae.
UGCUCCAUCAUUGGUGUCAGUGGGAGGAAUAGCGCCCCAUCAUUAGUGUCAGUGGAAGGAAUAGCGCCCCAUCAUUGGUGUCAGACGGAGGAAAAGUGCCCCAUCAUUGGUGUUAGUUGGUGGAAUAGCAUCACAUCAUUGGUGUCAGUUGGAGCAAUAGCGUCACAUCAUUGGUGUCAGGGGAGGAAUAGCAUCACAUCAUUGGUGUCAGUGGGAGGAAUAGCAUCACAUCAUUGGUGUCAGUGGGAGGAAUUUUUGCCCUGCUCUUGGUACAAAUGGUGCCUCAUUCAUGGUGUCAGUGGGAGUAAAGAGGAAUAGCGCCCCA